Messenger RNA from Gorilla gorilla gorilla (western lowland gorilla), 3064 nucleotides. RefSeq names its product DNA primase subunit 2 (gene PRIM2). Bases 844 to 2373 code for a protein of 509 amino acids. Lineage: Eukaryota; Metazoa; Chordata; Mammalia; Primates; Hominidae. The record is from RefSeq and is a predicted model, not a curated record. Gene Ontology annotation, cellular component: alpha DNA polymerase:primase complex. The transcript is spliced from 16 exons. Gene Ontology annotation, biological process: DNA replication initiation; DNA replication, synthesis of primer.
AUUCUCCUAAAGAUAGACAUGACUAAAUCCCAAGUUUUCUUCUGGUCUCUGUUUCAUGGCCGCAUUCUUAGCCAGCCUUUCCUGGCUAUCUUUUCUAAAAUUUCAUUAUUUCCUUGAAAAACUUUACAUUCUUCUUUUCUGAUUAAUUUCUUUCUGUUUAGUAGUUGUUAUCUAACAUAAUUAUUUAUGUCUUUAACUUGUUUAUUGUCUCUCUUCCCCAUUAAAAGAUUUAUGAGAGCAGGAUUUUUUGGCUCUCUCAUCAUUCUCAUAUCCCCAGCAUAGAAAAUGUUGCCUGGCACUUAGGCGACACACCCCGCUCAGAAGAGGAAUGAACACUCACUUAGAUUUACCAAGCAUGGCAACUAAAUUCUCAGCUAUUGAAAGUGAUGAGUGCCAGCCCUGCGGGUUAAAGCGCCAUAUUUUCCUCAAUAUAGGGAAUAUUUGUUAGUGUCCCCAAACGAAGUUACAUUGGUUCAAUUGUCGGCGUGCGGGAGUUUUCGCCACUAGCAUUCAGCACCCCAGUUUCAACCGUUAAAGCUACCGACUCCACAUACAGGAAAUGCAUCUUAAAAUUUGGAAAAAAAAUCCCCAAAACACUGACAUCCAAACACUUUAAAGCUGCCCAGGUGGAUGGAACACCUUGAACUCCCAGACGCGCUCCACUGAGCAUGCCCAGAGCCUCAGGCCAAACCCCCUCCUACCCGCCAAGGGGAGGUGGGGCAGGGCUGGCCUUCUGUGCUAGUCGCUUCCGCUUCCGGUUUCAUAUGAACUCUCCCGCCACCCGGGAACAGUGGCUGCCACCGUUUGUGUUUUCCCGAGUUUGAAUUCUUGCAGGUGACCAAGAUGGAGUUUUCUGGAAGAAAGUGGAGGAAGCUGAGGUUGGCAGGUGACCAGAGGAAUGCUUCCUACCCUCAUUGCCUUCAGUUUUACUUGCAGCCACCUUCUGAAAACAUAUCUUUAAUAGAAUUUGAAAACUUGGCUAUUGAUAGAGUUAAAUUGUUAAAAUCAGUUGAAAAUCUUGGAGUGAGCUAUGUGAAAGGAACUGAACAAUACCAGAGUAAGUUGGAGAGUGAGCUUCGGAAGCUCAAGUUUUCCUACAGAGAGAACUUAGAAGAUGAAUAUGAACCACGAAGAAGAGAUCAUAUUUCUCAUUUUAUUUUGCGGCUUGCUUAUUGCCAGUCUGAAGAACUUAGACGCUGGUUCAUUCAACAAGAAAUGGAUCUCCUUCGAUUUAGAUUUAGUAUUUUACCCAAGGAUAAAAUUCAGGAUUUCUUAAAGGAUAGCCAAUUGCAGUUUGAGGCUAUAAGUGAUGAAGAGAAGACUCUUCGAGAACAGGAGAUUGUUGCCUCAUCACCAAGUUUAAGUGGACUUAAGUUGGGGUUCGAGUCCAUUUAUAAGAUCCCUUUUGCUGAUGCUCUGGAUUUGUUUCGAGGAAGGAAAGUCUAUUUGGAAGAUGGCUUUGCUUACGUACCACUUAAGGACAUUGUGGCAAUCAUCCUGAAUGAAUUUAGAGCCAAACUGUCCAAGGCUUUGGCAUUAACAGCCAGGUCCUUGCCUGCUGUGCAGUCUGAUGAAAGACUUCAGCCUCUGCUCAAUCACCUCAGUCAUUCCUACACUGGCCAAGAUUACAGUACCCAGGGAAAUGUUGGGAAGAUUUCUUUAGAUCAGAUUGAUUUGCUUUCUACCAAAUCCUUCCCACCUUGCAUGCGUCAGUUACAUAAAGCCUUGCGGGAAAAUCACCAUCUUCGUCAUGGAGGCCGAAUGCAGUAUGGCCUAUUUCUGAAGGGCAUUGGUUUAACUUUGGAACAGGCAUUGCAGUUCUGGAAGCAAGAAUUUAUCAAAGGAAAGAUGGAUCCAGACAAGUUUGAUAAAGGUUACUCUUACAACAUCCGUCACAGCUUUGGAAAGGAAGGCAAGAGGACAGACUAUACACCUUUCAGUUGCCUGAAGAUUAUUCUAUCCAAUCCACCAAGCCAAGGGGAUUAUCAUGGGUGCCCAUUCCGUCACAGUGAUCCAGAGCUGCUGAAGCAAAAGUUGCAGUCAUACAAGAUCUCUCCUGGAGGGAUAAGCCAGAUUUUGGAUUUAGUAAAGGGGACACAUUACCAGGUAGCCUGUCAAAAAUACUUUGAGAUGAUACACAAUGUGGAUGAUUGUGGCUUUUCUUUGAAUCAUCCUAAUCAGUUCUUUUGUGAGAGCCAACGUGUUCUAAAUGGUGGUAAAGACAUAAAGAAGGAACCUAUCCAACCAGAAACUCCUCAACCCAAACCAAGUGUCCAGAAAACCAAGGAUGCAUCAUCUGCUCUGGCCUCUUUAAAUUCCUCUCUGGAAAUGGAUAUGGAAGGACUAGAAGAUUACUUUAGUGAAGAUUCUUAGGCAGUUUUGUAACCCUUUUUCCUCAAUAGCCUGUUUCCUGUUUUUAAGAUUUUGCCUUUGUUGUCGAAAAAGGGUUUCACUCUGUCACCAAGGCUUAGUGCAGUGACACAAUUACAGCUGAUUGCAGCCUCGACCUUCCCAGCUCAAGUGAUCCUCCUACCUCAGCCUCCCAAGUAGUUGGGACCACAGGUGUGCACCUCAUAUCCAGCUAAUUUUUUUCAAUUUUUUUUUGUAGAGGUGGGGGGGUCUCCCUAUGUUGCCCAGGCAGAUCUCAGACUCCUGGGCUCAAGCGAUCCUCACACCUCAGCGUCCCAGAGUGCUGGGAUUACAGUUGUGAGCCACUGUGCCUGGCCUUUUUUUUUUUUAACCUUUUUGUUUAACUUCUCUCUUCACUGCAUCCCAAUCCAUCUACAGGCAUGCACACUUGUUAGGAAAGGAGGUUUGAGGUAACAACAGAGACUUUCACUAUAUUUUGCUUUGACAGAAGGAAAGAGGAGGAGUUUCUAUUAAAAUCUGUCACUUGAGUGAUGUCAUUUAAGUCCUAUUUUAGGAGAUAAAAACAGUUUUGGGGACUGGUUAAAGUCCCCCAGAAACUACAAUAAAGAACAACUUUUGUUUUAACUCUUAGUCACUUUGUAAUUUUGACUCAAUCCUUUUCUGGACCAGUUUUGUUAAUAAAUAUCAAAGUGUA